CCAACAGAAUCGAUCAUAGCCUAAUCUUGCUGUUGCAGUAUAUAAUGAGCUAUAUUCUUUCAAAAACUUUAUUUGCCAUAAUCUGCCCCUCUGGUAAGCACCUUUGUCUGUAUGAGAAAGUAUUUCAAAUUGAAAGCCCAAUCCAAGGCUUUGCUACUUAAUAGCUGUAACAAGUGCAGGAUGAUAGGUUUAAAAACUGGAAGAGACUUUAGGAUAUCAUCUAGACCCAUUCCCCCCAAAGGUAUGGCACUGGAAUUUUUGCCAAUAAUAAAACUCCAAAUGGGGUCAUAAAAAGUCUUAUUUGACUGAAAUGAUGUAACAGUAGAGUCCCACCUCCUAGUUGUAUAAAGGAAGGAACCAAAAACUAGGAAGAGAAGGGAAGUUUUUUGUCCAAAGUCACUCAGUCUCUAGCCCAGUCAAGAUUAUAUGGUCCUGUGGCCUUUCUGCCAUAUCACAUUGCUCUGGGAUCUGUUUUCCCCUCAAAAAAGGGCGUUGGACCAGAUGAUUUGGUAGGUUUCUUCCAGCUCAAAAUCCUGUAAUGUCACCCACUAUGUGCUAAGCACUUGGGGAACCAGGUAUGAAAAAGAUAGCCCCGUCUUCAAGGUCUUUAUUAUUAUAAAGAGGGAAGAGGAAAAAGUAUUUGAGGCCUGGAGAAAGAAGCUGUCCCCUCCCCCCACAAAGUAUCCAAGCCUAUUGGGAAAUGAUAUGGCUAGCUUGGUGGCCUUCCUUAGACGCAGAUUUCCCACUCUCCAUUCAGAGGGAUAGUUGAAGGAAUUAUUAUUUAAUGGGAAGCAGUAGGCCCGCUUCUGCUCUUAGGAAGGAACACCUGGCAACCCUGGGGACUUAAGCUCAUAAAAGGACAAAAUUUCCUAGAACAUUCCCAGAUCUCAUCUUCUCACUGUGAAUAAGACCAAUACUGCUAGAGUCUAGAAGACCUGAAUUCAAAUAUAAUCCCAGAUACUGGAUGUGUAAUCCCAAGCAAGCAACUAUGCAAUAAGAACACCUACAUCCCAGGAUGGUUGUGGGGGUCAGAGAGAUGUAAAGGAUUUAGUGCAGUGCCUGGCCCACAGCGGGUGCUUCAACCGUCCUUUCCUAGCCUGUUGUAUUGGAUAGAAAACUAGACUUAGAAUCAGUAAGAGGGGUUCAAAUUCUGACCCUUCCAAGGGACGAGGUCCCAUUCAGCUACCUAGUAAGGGUCCUAACCAAAAUGCCACUUCUACAAAGCCUGCAGAGCUGGGGUAGAAAUAAGUGGGAAAGACAGCGCCUCUUGAAAUUCUGGAGACCAAAGACUAAAACGGUUUAAUAGGCUUUGGCCCCGGCCUUUCCAUUCUUUGAGUCUGCAUGUAAAAAGUCAACAAGGGUAUCAGAAAGGGAAGAGACUGAACUGCAGAGGACAAACAGCCCGAGAUAUACAAACCUAAUUAUUUGCUGAUGGAGAAACAGACCCAACGGGAGCAAGGGACUUGCCCACCGUCACACCGCCAGGAAGCAGCGGCAGCAGCAGGAGGCCUUGACUUUGAGGUCUUCCCGGGCUCCUGGCACUCCCCCUCGUUGCUACCUGCAGCAACGCCACUUAGCAGCCUAACUGCCCCCAGGAGGGAAGGGAGGACCGGGAGGAGCGCACCUGAGGGCGGCCCAUUCCAAGCAGCAGGUGAGACUAUCUAAGCAUCCCUUUCCAUCGGGAAGCGGCGUCGGGCCCGGGAAGCGUCUGCAACGCCCCCUCGGCCCCGGGCCCGACCCCUGGGAUUGGCCCACCCCACCCCGGGAGGCGUAAAGGAAGGGGCGGGGCCGGGGCUGCCUCCGGAGGGCGGCAGCCACUAGCUUCUGGCUUCCCGUGUGGCUGGACGCCCCUUGCCGCGCUGCUCCCGGGACCUGCAGCGUGAGCCUGCGGCCCGGCCUGGGUGGGGCGAAGCCGCGGGGCAGAGCCUGGCUACAAGAAGCGGUCUGGGCCGGGGGGCCGCUGUGGGACAGAGCCCCGAGGCCCGGGGCCGUCGUGGGGGCUGCCCGGGCGCCCACGUGCCGAGGGCCUGAGCCGGCGAGACCCUUCUCCUUAGCUCGCGAUCCUCCGGGAAGCAUGAACGCCAGCGGCCCCGGCUACCCCCUCGCGUCUCUCUACGUGGGCGACCUGCACACCGACGUGACCGAGGCCAUGCUGUACGAGAAGUUCUCCGCCGCCGGCCCCAUCAUGUCCAUCCGCGUCUGCCGCGACGUGGCCACGCGCCGCUCCCUGGGCUAUGCCUACAUCAACUUCCAGCAGCCUGCAGACGCUGAACGAGCAUUGGACACCAUGAACUUUGAGGUCAUCAAAGGCAGGCCCAUCCGUAUCAUGUGGUCUCAGCGGGAUCCAGGGCUCCGGAAAUCAGGAAUUGGCAACAUUUUUAUCAAGAAUUUGGAUGACUCCAUUGACAACAAGGCCUUGUAUGACACCUUCUCUACCUUUGGGAACAUCCUCUCUUGUAAGGUGGUAUGUGAUGAAAACGGCUCCAGGGGAUUUGGCUUUGUCCACUUUGAGACACAAGAGGCUGCAAACCAAGCAAUCAGCACUAUGAAUGGGAUGCUACUUAAUGACCGCAAAGUUUUUGUGGGCCACUUCAAGUCUCGGCAGGAACGGGAGGCAGAGCUGGGGGCACGAGCGCUAGAAUUCACCAACAUCUAUGUCAAGAACUUUGAGGAAGACGUGGAUGAUCAGUGCCUGGAGGAACUAUUCUCCGAGUUUGGAAAGACUCUGAGUGUGAAGGUGAUGGUAGAUGAAAAUGGCCAUUCCCGAGGUUUCGGUUUUGUUAACUUUGAGAAGCAUGAGGAAGCUCAGAAGGCUGUGAACAGCAUGAAUGGGAAGGCGCUCGGGGGUCGAGUCCUGUACGUUGGACGGGCCCAGAAAAGGACAGAGAGGCAGGGGGAGCUGAAGCGUAGAUUCGAGCAGAUGAAGCAGGAGAGAGUGAACCGCUACCAGGGUGUGAACCUUUAUGUGAAGAAUUUGGAUGAUGUCAUUGAUGAUGAGAAGCUACGGAAGGAGUUUUCUCCAUAUGGAGUGAUCACCAGUGCUAAAGUGAUGACAGAGGGUGGCCACAGCAAGGGGUUUGGCUUUGUGUGUUUUUCCUCCCCAGAAGAGGCUACAAAGGCCGUGACAGAGAUGAACGGCCGGAUUGUUAGUACCAAGCCCCUCUAUGUGGCCCUGGCCCAACGCAAGGAGGAGCGGAAGGCCAUUCUCACUAACCAGUACAUGCAACGCAUCUCUGUCCUAAGGAACAUAAAUGGCCCCGUCUUUCCCCAACCCACCAAUUAUUUCCUGCCUGCUAUCCCCCAGGUCACUGCGAUCUUCCAGUCACCUACCCGAGCAUCCUUCUACAGUCCCAGCACCAUGGCCCCCAUUCGGCCUGCCCCAAGGUGGACCAGCUAUUCUCCUAGGUCUUUGUCCACCCCCCGGCGCUCCACCUCCAACAUCAGUACUGUCCGGCAGGCCUCUACUCAGGUGCCCCGGGCAGGGCCACACAUGCAGAGAGUGGUCAAUAUUGGGACUCAGACCAUGGGAACUGGGUGUCCAGGCUCCCCAGGUCAAGCCAUCCCACAAUACAAGUACUCCUCAGCUAUGCCUAAUGCACAUCAGGUAAUGGAGAGAGCUGUGCAUAUCCAAGGGCAGGAGCCUUUAACUGCUUCUAUGUUGGCCUCAGCCCCACCCCAGGAACAGAAGCAAAUGCUUGUCUUCUUACACCUUGCUCCCCGCCUGGUAAUCUUGAAUCCUGUGAUGCUGGCCUCCAUGCUGUUCCACCAACGAAACACUCCAACUGUUGGCCCUGGGCGUUUUCUCUGGCUGUCCCCCAUGCCUGGAAUGUUCUCCUUCCUCGUCUCCACCUCCUGGCUUCCCUUCCGCUACAACUAAGAUUUCACCUUCUAUAAGAAGUCUCUCCCAGGCUUCCUUCAUUCUAGUGCCUUCCCUCUGUUAUCUCCUGCUUAUCCUAUAUAUCCUUUGUACAUAUUUGCUUGUUAUCCCCAUUCCCCUAGCAGAUUGUGAGCUCCCUGAGGGCAGGGAUUGUCUGGCUUUUUCUUGUAU
Molecule: messenger RNA, 4048 nt
Organism: Sarcophilus harrisii (Tasmanian devil)
Lineage: Eukaryota; Metazoa; Chordata; Mammalia; Dasyuromorphia; Dasyuridae
Gene: PABPC1L
Product: poly(A) binding protein cytoplasmic 1 like
Exons: 13
Coding region: 2075-3877 (600 amino acids)
Cellular component (GO): nucleus; ribonucleoprotein complex; cytosol
Molecular function (GO): poly(A) binding; poly(U) RNA binding; mRNA 3'-UTR binding
Source: RefSeq, a predicted model, not a curated record